UGGAGACAGCUUCCGCUAUGAGAGUUGCUAAAUGCCGCAUGUAGCUAGUUCACGUAGGCUGCCAUGUUUGACUGGGGCAUUUAUGGCACCAUAGCAGUGUAGCUCAGAAACAAAUCAGUCCCUGGAGAUGAAUUCAGCGUGAAGAAAUGCUAUAUUUUAAAAGUACAGUCAAAAACAGUAAUUUCGCCAUGACAAUCAAUGAACUGCAAUACGUCCGGUAACCACAAGAGUGUAUGAGCUUCAGAGGGAAUGUCAUCGUGGCUCUUGAAGAACAAUGAAAGAGAUCCACUAUAAUCCUAUUCGGGCUGAUAAUAUUUAUCUGGUUCAUAUUAAUUUAACCAAAAAUCAACAUUGGAUGUUCAGUAAAGGGAAGAUUUACUUGCCAGAAGAAAAACGAAGGUUGGUGCCAAGCUUGAAAACACGUUAUGAAAUGGUUCGGAAAUACUAGAUUCGUUUCCGGUUCAUGUGCCACAAGGCGCAGGUUUGAGUAGAAACUUUACAGGGAUAAAACGUGACCAGCUUUGCGAAUAGCCUGCAUGGAUCAGCCGUAGUAAAGACACAGAAAUACAGAAACACGUUUCUAUAAUAUGUCUACAAUAAAUAUUCAAAUAAUCUUAAAGUGAGUUACUAACCAAGCGAACUAACAUGUAAUGGAUACAAUUAUUAUGUUAUGUAUAACAUGUCAGUAGCCACGUGGAACUAGUUGGCUAAAUAUUGUCUUUACUAGCUAGCUUGCUGGGUAACGUUAAUUUUGCAGUUAGUUGCUUCCAAGCUAGUUAAUAUUUCAACGGAAUACAGGCCCAGGAAGAGUCCUUCGCAUAUCGGUGCCGAUAUGCGCAGCAUAUUAUUCACCUUAAGUAAAUAUUGUUGGUUUCUGUCAUUUUGUCUUAAUUUCUUAAAUAAGUUCAUUGUUAGCUAUAUGCGUCUGUGAAAUAAUGCUAACGCGUUGUAUAAGAACGCAAAUUGGCAUACAUAAUAUGCCAUCACAGUUGUUGUUAAGAUUUGCGAAUCCCCCUCAACCUUGGAGAGACUGUCGAGGUUUAGCGUCCGACACUGAGGACAAUGAUCAAAUCAAGACAUUGAUGCAACUUUGUUCAGACCGCUAUUACAUGAUAUGUGACGCACUCAAUGGGGACCCCUUUCAUCUUGGCAUAAGCCGUCCCUAUGGACCCUUGGGAAUGGAACUGAGAAAGAGUAUUCUGGAUAAGUGGUGGACUUCAGUGGUGAUAUCCAGGGCACAGGUAUUUGGAAUCAGUACUAUGCACCUGACCAAGACCAUAUCUGCAACAGGACAAAACACUCUGAAGUUAGUUGACAGCACUGCUCUGGACCGUAUCAUAAACCAAAAGGGAUUGAACCGGGACCAGGCUAGAGACACUAUGAGCAAACAACUGCAGGACAGCUCAACACUGCGGACUAAUCUGCUGCAAGGUGCUUUGGAGCAGUAUUUGCCUUCCCUCGAGCUGGUGAACAGGAGACUGCCAUUUGGCCUGGCAGAGACGGGUGUGUGCUACCAGCCAUUGGAGGGGCAAACCGAUGGACCCAGCUGCCCAGCUGAGGUGACGCGGGCCUCGUUGGUGUGGUUCUGCUCCCCUCGCACCUCCUCCCAGUGGCUGGACUACUGGGCACGCCAGCGGCUGCAAUGGUGGCGAAAAUUUGCCUUGGGCCCCUCCAGCUUCAGCUGCAGUGAAGUAUCGGAUGGUGGAGAGGGUGAAAGAGCAUCUCGAGCUGUCCGGAUACUGUACCAAUUCCCCUGGGGUGCCGAGCCCCUGGAGACACUGUGUAAUCUGGGGGACACGGAGCUGUUGCAGACACACAGGGGUAGCCGUGCCAAACUGCAGUGCAGAGAUGGGAGGAAGUAUGUGUUGCCUCAUGUCAUCUCUGUGUGUGGGAACAUAGACCGUGGCGUUUUGGCAUACCUGCACAACUCUCUACAGGAGGUUAAGAAAACCGACAGUAAGCAGAGACUCUACAAGAGAAAGGUGCUGAAGCUGCAUCCCAGUUUGGCUCCAGUUAAAGUUGCUUUGGACAUGGGCCGUGGACCCACAGUGGAACUACGACAGGUUUGUGAGGGUUUACUUCAGGAGUUACUGGAAGGAGGGAUAUCGGCCUGGCCCGGCUACCUGGACACAAUGCAUUCCACCAUGGAGCAGCUCAGCACAAAGUAUGAUGAGAUGGGGGUGCUGUUCACCGUGCUAAUGGCUGACAGCACUCUGGAGAGUGGGCUGGUGCAGGUACGGAACCGUGACACCACCAUAAAAGAGACCAUGCACAUCUCCCAGGUCAAAAUAUUCCUCACCAAAUAUAUCAGGGCAUCAGAAAAUGUCUGAGCCAUAACUUAUAAGAACAUCAUCUUCCUGCAGAUAGCAGUGUGAUAAAUGCAUUGCCACUUCCACUGUUUGUCAAACUUCUGUCCGCUGUGCCUUUUGUAAACUGUAAUGGAAAUGUAAACUAUUUAAAUUUUGUUUUGUGAUUAAAACUAUUUUUUUACAUUAAAA
Conger conger (European conger) is the source of this 2498-nucleotide messenger RNA. It is a transcript of the gene polg2, whose product is annotated as polymerase (DNA directed), gamma 2, accessory subunit. Gene Ontology annotation, cellular component: cytoplasm; mitochondrion. The coding region runs from base 936 to 2330 and encodes 464 amino acids. NCBI's taxonomy places the organism in Eukaryota, Metazoa, Chordata, Actinopteri, Anguilliformes, Congridae. The transcript has 8 exons. The record is from RefSeq and is a predicted model, not a curated record. Gene Ontology annotation, biological process: mitochondrial DNA replication.